AAUGCAUACAGCUACAUGGAUCUCAGGAAAUUGGUUUUUUAACGAUGUUGGAGUACUUGAUUUUCUUGCCAGUGAGGUCCGCCAGAGAAGUUGAUAGAACUUGACACCAUCGCAAACCCUUCCGAUUUCACCGAAUUUAGUCUUGAAAAAGUUGAAGAAUGACUUCAGUUGUCGUUUUUGGAGCUUCGGGAGAUCUAGCCAAGAAGAAAAUAUACCCAAGUUUAUGGGAGCUUUUCCACGGAAAUUUGCUUCCACCGAAGACAAAAUUCAUAGGCUAUGCAAGAUCGGAUUUGACAGUUGCUCAAUUACGAUCGAGAGUAGAACCUUAUAUAAAAGUCAAAGAAGAAGACAAAAAAACUGUGGAGGAAUUUUUCUCCCUAUGUUACUAUGUCAAAGGAUCUUAUGAUAAGAAGAAGGAUUUUGAAAAUCUUGGAAAAGAGCUGGACAAAUUGAACUGUACCAGUGGAAAUCGCAUAUUCUAUUUGGCAUUGCCUCCAUCCGUCUUUAAAGAAACAACUACUCUUAUCAAGGCAUCUUGCAUGUCUAAAAAAGGGUGGACUCGUGUUGUAGUCGAGAAGCCCUUUGGAAAGGAUUUUGAGAGCUCAGCCCAGCUGUCCAAUCAUAUUGCAAGUGUUUUUUCGGAGGAACAAGUCUAUCGAAUCGAUCAUUAUCUUGGAAAGGAAAUGGUACAGAAUCUCAUGGUACUUAGGUUUGGUAACAUGAUUUUCAGUCCCAUUUGGAAUCGUAACCACAUAGAAAAUGUUACUAUACAAUUUAAAGAAAACAUUGGCACAGGGGGCCGAGGUGGAUAUUAUGAUGAGUUUGGGGUUUUAAGGGACAUUCUUCAGAAUCACAUGAUUCAAACUCUUUGUCUGAUUGCAAUGGAAAAGCCUUGUUCAAAAAGUGCAGAAGAUCUCAGGAAUGAAAAGGUUAAAGUUCUACGUGCAAUGCCACCAAUCACGUUCGAGAAUGUCGUCUUGGGUCAAUAUGUUGGUAAUCCUAAAGGCCAAGGAGACGCCAAAACGGGAUACCAGGAUGACCCUACAGUCCCUAAGGGCUCCGUCACUCCAACAUUUGCUGCUUGUAUAGCUUAUAUAAACAACGAGCGUUGGGAGGGCGUCCCUUUUAUACUAAAAUGUGGAAAAGCUUUAAACGAGAAGAAAGCUGAGAUUCGCGUCCAGUUUAAGGAUGUUCCGGGCGAUAUUUUUGGUGGGAAAUGCAGCAGAAAUGAACUUGUUAUAAGGUUACAACCAAAGGAGGCAAUUUACAUGAAGAUGAUGGUGAAAGAGGCGGGAAUGUCUUUUGAACCCAUCAUAAGUGAAAUGGAUUUGACCUACCACUCAAGAUAUAAGGAAGCAAAGUUACCGGAUGCUUAUGAAAGAUUAAUCUUGGACGUCUUUUCUGGCAGUCAAUCUCAUUUUGUGCGAAGUGACGAGCUUUCUGAAGCCUGGAGAAUCGUCACCCCGCUGCUUCAUAAGAUUGAGUCUGAGAAAAUAAAACCAACUCCUUAUGAAUUUGGAACUCGAGGUCCCGAGGAAGCAGAUAAACUGGUAAAACAGGUUGGCUUUCAAUACACAGGUCAAUAUACCUGGAAGGAGGCACAGUAAAGGAUAUGUAUGUAGGACUGGUCAGCGGUAAAUAUGAUUAUAAAAGUGUGACAAAUGAAUAAUGAAGCUUUCAAUGAGAAACAUUCCACUGGUUUGAUAAUAACUGCCACUGACUUAUUGUGAAUUUAUGACCAAAUUUUACGUAGAUUUUUUGGCAAAUAUGAAUGAAUUUCCUCUUACAAUAAAUAUGCACUAGUUAGAAAUGGAA
Molecule: messenger RNA, 1815 nt
Organism: Xenia sp. Carnegie-2017
Lineage: Eukaryota; Metazoa; Cnidaria; Anthozoa; Malacalcyonacea; Xeniidae
Product: glucose-6-phosphate 1-dehydrogenase-like
Exons: 14
Coding region: 159-1607 (482 amino acids)
Biological process (GO): glucose metabolic process; pentose-phosphate shunt, oxidative branch
Cellular component (GO): cytosol
Molecular function (GO): glucose-6-phosphate dehydrogenase activity; NADP binding
Source: RefSeq, a predicted model, not a curated record